This is a messenger RNA of Dromiciops gliroides (monito del monte), 1349 nucleotides long. RefSeq names its product endoplasmic reticulum protein 29 (gene ERP29). Bases 16 to 810 code for a protein of 264 amino acids. The transcript is spliced from 3 exons. The record is from RefSeq and is a predicted model, not a curated record. NCBI's taxonomy places the organism in Eukaryota, Metazoa, Chordata, Mammalia, Microbiotheria, Microbiotheriidae. Gene Ontology annotation, biological process: protein secretion. Gene Ontology annotation, cellular component: endoplasmic reticulum lumen; endoplasmic reticulum.
CGGCCGGGGGGCGCGAUGGCUGCGGCGGGGGCCGGCGGCGGGACCCCCCGCUGCCCGCGGGCGCUGCGGCUGCUGCUGGCGCUGCUGCUGCUGCUGGGCGCCCCGCCGGGCGGCCGCGGCUUGCACACCAAGGGCGCGCUGCCCCUGGACACCAUCACCUUCUACAAGGUCAUCCCCAAGAGCAAAUACGUCCUGGUGAAGUUUGACACCCAGUACCCUUAUGGUGAGAAGCAGGAUGAGUUCAAGACCCUGGCCGAGAGCUCAGCCUCCAGUGACGACCUGCUGAUCGCGGAAGUGGGGAUCUCUGAUUAUGGGGACAAGCUGAACCUGGAACUGGGUGAGAAGUACAAACUGAACAAAGCCAGCUACCCGGUGUUCUACCUCUUCCAGAACGGGGACUUUGAGAAGCCAGUGCCCUACGAGGGGCCAGUGAAGGUGGGCGCCAUCCAGCGCUGGCUGAAGGGUCAGGGUGUCUACCUGGGCAUGCCGGGCUGCCUGCUGGCCUACGACACCCUGGCCGCCCAGUUCCUGGGCGCCGCAGGGGCCAAGGAGCGGCAGGCCCUGAUAAAGCAGGGCCGGGCCAGCCUGGCCAGUGUCAAAGAAGCUGAGAAGAAGUGGGCCGAGCAGUACCUGAAGAUCAUGGGGAAGAUCCUGGACCAGGGUGAGGGCUUUGUUGCCACGGAGACGGCCAGGCUCACCAAGCUGAUUGAGAAGAACAAGAUGAGCGAGGGGAAGAAGGAGGAGCUGCAGAAGACCCUGAACAUCCUCACGGCCUUUCAGAAGAAGGGGGUGGGGAGAGAGGAGCUCUGAGGGGGGGGAAGGGAGGCACCCACCACCUGCCUCUGCACCCGGAUGGUGAAAUCGGGGGGAGAACUCCCGUCGUGCUGCCCCCAGGAGAAUCGGUGCUAAUGCCUACAAUAAACAGUGCGUUGCUUGGGCCCCUGACUGGGUAGUUCUCUUCAACAAUUAAAAGUCUCCGUGUUCCCCUUUGGUAGAUGCCCCACCCCUGGCCCUGCUUCUCUGGGUUUUCUCUCUCCCUCCUGCUGCCCGGGGACCCCUGGGACUGGACUCCGAUUUCUGCCAACCCCCUCCCCUCUCCAUCUUUUGUAGCAAUCGAGGGUGAUGAGCAUCCUCUGUUAAUUCAGAAGUGGGUCUGGAUUCGAAUCCUGUCCUUUCCUAGAUGAUCCACACUGGGCAUCCCUGAUUCCAUGGGAGCAACCAAGGUCUUUGUGGGAGGAUGGGUCAUGGAAGGGGGGGACGUUUUUAAGCUGCCGGGAAGACAGGGAUGGACCACACUGUGUUUUCUAUGAACCAUUGCUACAUAUCAAUAUAUUUUCUCACUGCCUGUA